AUGUCUAAAUUAUACAUUUUUACCGGAAUUCAAACUACGGGUAAACCAACAUUAGGAAAUUACUGCGGGUUAAUUCAUCCUAUUUUAGAACUUCAGAAAAAAGGUACUCAUGAAAUUAUUAUAAUGAUUGCUGAUUUACACUCAUUAACAGUUCCUAAACCUAAUUUUAAUUAUCGCGAAAGUUGCUAUGAAAUUGCUUCUUUACUAUACGCUUGUGGAUUAAAAGAGGAAAAAUCUCCUUUGGUUACUAUAAGUGAAUUAAACAACAUGAUUCAAUAUAAAGAAAAAAAAAAAGAGCAAGAAACUGGUAAUUUAGCUUUGUUAUCCUAUCCAGUAUUAAUGGCGGCCGAUAUUUUUCUUUAUGACGCCGAUUUGGUUAUUGUCGGACAAGACCAAAAACAACACCUAGAAUUAACUAGCGACAUCGCCCAAAAGUUCAACAAUUUUUAUGAGAAAGAAUUAUUAAAAAUCCCAGAAUUUUUUAUUCCUAACUUGGGGGCAAAAAUAAUGGGUUUACAAAACCCCGAGAAAAAGAUGUCAAAAAGCGAGCAGGACUGUAUUUUUUUAUUAGAUAAGCCCGAAACAAUAAAAAAAAAGAUUGAAACCGCUAUUACUGAUUCCGAAAAUAAAAUUUACUAUGACCGGGAAAAAAAGCCCGGCAUUUCUAAUCUUUUAAUUAUCUAUGCUUUAUUAACUAAGCAAGAAAUAAAAGCCGCGGAAAAAGAAUUACAAAAUAUUAACUACCACCAAUUUAAACUACAAUUAAUUGAUUUACUUAAUAAAAAUUUAGGAAUAAUUCAAGAAAGAUAUAAAUCUUACCUUCCCCACAUUAAAGGAAUAGUAGAAGAAAAUAAUAUUUACUUAAAAGAUUUGGCCGAAAGAAAAAUUAAAAUAAUUAAAAAGGAAUUAAAAAUAUUAUAUUAA
Molecule: messenger RNA, 924 nt
Organism: Entrophospora sp. SA101
Lineage: Eukaryota; Fungi; Glomeromycota; Glomeromycetes; Entrophosporales; Entrophosporaceae
Source: the annotation of a GenBank genome assembly